Molecule: messenger RNA, 1402 nt
Organism: Prosopis cineraria
Lineage: Eukaryota; Viridiplantae; Streptophyta; Magnoliopsida; Fabales; Fabaceae
Product: E3 ubiquitin-protein ligase AIRP2
Exons: 5
Coding region: 315-1040 (241 amino acids)
Biological process (GO): protein ubiquitination
Cellular component (GO): cytosol
Molecular function (GO): ubiquitin protein ligase activity
Source: RefSeq, a predicted model, not a curated record
CUGUGACUUGAUUAGUAGAUGACGAGGUGUGUGCAAGAGUUACGUGUGCUGUAAGCGAAAGCCCAGCAAAUCCCACUCUCUGUCUCUUCUCCCUCACUCCUAGAAUCCUCCCUCUUUCUCUCACAGCCAAAUUUUCUGCCGAAUUCGAUUCCUUUGUUUCUUUCGUGGGAUUAUUUUCACCGGAAAACGAGAAUUAACGCUUGGGAUCAUGCAAUUUCGAGGCUCUGUUGUGGCUUUACCAGUUUUAGUGAGAAUAUCGUCUUCUUUUGAGUUCUGAAUGGGAUUUUGUUGAAUAACGAAACGAAGAAGAAAAAAUGCGCAAGUCUUUCAAGGAUUCCCUGAAAGCUCUUGAAGCUGAUAUCCAGUUCGCCAAUACUCUAGCUUCUGAUUAUCCAAGAGAUUAUGAUGGUGCCUGCAUACAAAUGAGAUUGUCCUACAGUCCAGCAGCUCAAUUGUUUCUUUUUCUGGUUCAGUGGACUGAUUGUCACCUCGCUGGAGCCUUGGGAUUGCUUAGAAUUCUCAUAUACAAGGCAUACGAGGAUGGUAAGACAACAAUGUCCAUUUAUGAGCGAAAAGCCAGUCUGAAGGAGUUCUAUUGUGUGAUCUUUCCCUCUUUAUUGCAACUCCACAGAGGAAUUACUGAUGUAGAAGACAGAAAACAAAAAGAAAUAUGUGCUACUAAGUAUAACUCAAAACCUGUAGUAAGCAAAGGAAAGCAUUCUCAAAUUGACAUAGAGAGAGAGGAAGAAUGUGGUAUUUGCAUGGAGGUGAACAGCAAGAUUGUAUUGCCUAAUUGCAAUCACUCGAUGUGCAUGAAAUGUUAUCGAGACUGGCAUGCCCGAUCUCAGUCUUGCCCUUUCUGCCGGGACAGUCUGAAAAGAGUGAACUCUGGUGACCUUUGGAUCUACAUGAACAACAAUGAGAUAGAUGACAUGGCUUCAAUCACAAAGGAGAAUUUAAAGAGGUUAUUCAUGUACAUUGAAAAGUUGCCUCUUCUUGUUCCAGAUCCAAUAUUCAUGUCUCCUCCUGUCCGCUGGUGAGAGAGCCAAUUAAAGCAAGCUAAUCCGAACUUCAAAACUCACAUCGGUACAUAGUUCUCAGUUUGUCCUCGGGUUUCUGGUAAAAAAAAAAAAAAAAAGGGUUGAUGUAGUUUCAGGUAUUUGCUAUUAGUUUCUUCAAUAGAAUUAUGUCAUUUCAAGGAGCUGUGCCAAGUUGGAAAAGUUUCUAUAUCAUUCAAGGUGUUGAUAAUUUUGUUUAACAACUAGAUAGCAAAUGCUCAAAAUUCUCUAUUGUUCUUUUCUCAAGCUGUAUAUAACUUGGGAGUCACAGUUCAAUGCUAUACCCAUUUGAUUUGAUUCCAAUGAAAUCACAGAGCUGAAAUGUAAAGUCCUUUUUCUUUUAA